UGAGGAGUUUUAAGUAGUGCGGUGAUCCAGAUCAGUUUGAUUUUGUGUAUAUUCUUUUUCGAGGAGGAAGAUAAAAGGAGAAAUAAGAUUGAAGAGAAGAAGAGAAGAGAGAUUGAGAAGAUGAUGAUUUUGCCUAGUAAAUUAACACUGACGAUUCCGUUCCCGAGCUACAGAUACGCGUCGCUGGCGUAUAAAGCACUUUCGCCCGACCCAGUUCUGAAGCCGGAUCAAUUUGAUUUGAAGAUGAGCGUGCUGCCGUGUCUGUCCAUCGACAGCAACACAGUCGACAGCAGCAGCAGCAGCAGCAGCAGCAGUAGAAGCAGCAACGGCAGCGAGGAACAAAGGACAGCAGCAACAGCAGUGACGAAGCUGGUGGUUGAAUUCGCAGCGGCGACGGAUCGCGUGCUGAGAGUUGGCGUGAAUGGGUUCUUUGAGAGUUUGAUUGUUGUUGUUGAGUGUUUUAAUGCGUUUGAAGGGGAUGGCGACGAGGGGGUUGUUGAUGGGAAGCCUGUUGUGUUUGAGUAGGAGUGUGUAGUGUGGAGGAAGUGUAUAUUAUGGCGUUGGGUUGUUUGUUGAUGCAUUUUGGCGUUUGUAGCUGUGCUGCUUUGGUAGAUGUAUUUAUAGUUAAAGAUCUACAUAAAUCGUUACUAUUUACUAUCUAC
This is a messenger RNA of Myxozyma melibiosi, 662 nucleotides long. RefSeq names its product CTAG/Pcc1 family. Gene Ontology annotation, cellular component: EKC/KEOPS complex. The coding region runs from base 121 to 525 and encodes 134 amino acids. The transcript is spliced from 2 exons. Lineage: Eukaryota; Fungi; Ascomycota; Lipomycetes; Lipomycetales; Lipomycetaceae. The record is from RefSeq and is a predicted model, not a curated record.